This is a messenger RNA of Parathielavia appendiculata, 2290 nucleotides long. RefSeq lists its product as uncharacterized. The record is from RefSeq and is a predicted model, not a curated record. The coding region runs from base 436 to 1923 and encodes 495 amino acids. Lineage: Eukaryota; Fungi; Ascomycota; Sordariomycetes; Sordariales; Chaetomiaceae. The transcript is spliced from 6 exons.
UCUUCCCAGUUCUGGCACCGCAAACAACCUCUCGUCUCCAAGGAGCCUGACAGAUACUAUCGAAAGCCCUCUUCUUGGCAGCAUACGAUGUGGACUGUAGUAGCCAAGAACAGGCUCCUCUCCGAUGCGGCCGGCCAAUCGACAGACGGGAAGAGUUCGAGAACCGUGAUGGCACGCCAAGUUUGGCGUUGUUGGUGCUGUCGACAAGCUCAAGAACUCACGCUCACUGGGGGGAGCAAAAGCAUAAAGUUGGAUUCCUGCCUCGGUGACCACGGUCAGGCGAAUUCUUAUAAGACGGGCAUCUCGAGGGCACCACGGCACAACGGAACAGACGACUUGAGCCUCCGGUUUCCUUCUUCACCUUCGCCGGCAUCUUGAGCGUUGGAAUCCGUCAAGCUGCAAGGCCAAUCUCUUUUUGCAUCGCCGAGUUCCAACAUGUCCAAUCUCGGGCACCUGCUGCUCCUCGCAGCAACAUUGGGCCGUGUCAGACCCGCCAUCGCUCUGCCGCAGGGGUUACCGCCGUCGCCCACUGGGCUUGACUGCACUCUCCAUGGAAACCACUGGGACUGCGUUGCCCCUUGCGCCACCCACACUUCCACGCGCUAUGGCAUCGCCACCUCCGUUACCGACUAUCAGUCCUGGCGCAGCUCCAUGAACAGUGUCUAUUCAACGUCGGGUGUGCGCUUCUCGGGCCCCAGUAUUCCGGUCUACACCACAACCGCUACAUUCGGCAAUGGCGACAAGGUGACGGCUACUGUCUAUUACAACUCUGCCGCUUUGUCUAGCGCUGGGUAUUCUUUCACCACCUCUGUGACCACCAUCACCUCUUGCCCGCCGACGACUACGCCGACGCUGCCGCCCUCUCCAUCAGCAUCACUGUGCUCACCGCAUGGCGACCAUUGGCACUGCGAACCACUUCCGUUGACCACUCCUCCUGGUUCGUCGGCUUUUCCUAGUUCGUCGGCAACCGGCACUUGCGAGCCCCAUGGUGACCAUUGGCAUUGCCCACCGGGCGUCCCAUACCCAACAAUGCCCCCGCCUGGCACCACCACGGCGCCGGCCCCAUCAACAUCAACCUCGCCCGGGGCAUGCGAGCCGCACGGGGACCAUUGGCACUGCCCUCCUGGAGUGUCUGAGCCCUCGACCCCGCCGCCUGGUGCUACUACGGCGCCUCCCGCAUCGACCUCCUCGUCGGGGGAAUGUGAACCCCAUGGCAACCACUGGCACUGCCCGCCAGGCGUCUCAGAGCCCUCCGCGCCACCCCCUGCUGUCACACAGACUUCCAAGCCUGGAUCGGGCUCCGGUCAAUGUGAGCCCCAUGGCGACCAUUGGCACUGCCCACCCGGUGUUCCUGAGCCCUCAACUCCGCCGGCCGGUGCUACCAAGACUGGGUCUGGAUCCGCCCCUGGCAAAUGCGAGCCGCAUGGCGAUCAUUGGCACUGUCCCGAUGGUGUCAUGGCGUUCUGGAGCCCACGACUCCACCGGCCGGUGCUACCAAGACCGGGUCCGGAGCCGGGUCUGGCGAGUGCGAGCCACACGGUGACCACUGGCACUGCCCGCCUGGUGUCCCGGAGCCGACCACGAAGCCGGGCGUCGGCAAGUCCACCUUCACGACCGCUGUCGGACCCACCGGCACCUCCCGCCAAACCGCCGUUGUCACGGCGGGGGCAGGCACCGUUGCCGUGUCCCAGGUGCCUGUUGUUGUCGGGUUUGUGGCCGCCAUUUUCUUCGCUGGCGCUCUUACUGCCUAGGUUGGGGAAAUUUCAAUGCCUUUUGGUCCUUUGUGACGCAUCGAGAAUAACUAGCUGGUUGUGGCUAUCUGUACUGCGUAGUGACCAAUCUAAUUUUGAUGCGCCUGGCGAAAUCAAUCCCCGCCCGAACUUGCAAUCCUCUGAUCUGUGUCUCACCGACCUUACCUGCUGAUGUGUGGUCGCAGUGCUUUAAAACCAAGUCCCUACAUAAUGCCUCGGGCACUUCCCUUGCUCGGUUGUCGAGACACCCGGAGUGGAGAUGUAAUUGAAGUUGUUCGUUUCCAGUCUCUGGUGCGAUGUAAGUUUCCCGGGAAAUGUAUAAGCCGCGCACAGCGCCUCGAGAACCAUCAAGAUCCUCAACGUUUCCGGCUUUCGGGAGGUGAUGAAGGAGAUGGUGGCUGAGGUUGUGGAGGAGUAUGAGAUGCCCGGGGGUGGAAGUGGGGUUGGGGAUUCCGAUGAUGAUGGCGGCGGUGGCUAUUUGUAGGAAGGGCACUAGCUAGGCUCUCGAUAGCUGAGACUGGCGCCACAUGUGAAUAUUC